This is a messenger RNA of Symbiodinium natans, 1188 nucleotides long. The record is from the annotation of a GenBank genome assembly. Lineage: Eukaryota; Dinophyceae; Suessiales; Symbiodiniaceae.
AUGCACUUGCAGAUGGAGAGGCUGGCCAAGAUGACUCGGAAUGUGCAGCUUUCCUACAGAUUCAUGAUCGCUGGUGGUGGCGUGGUGGUUGUCGGCAUCGGCUACGUUAUCAUCAACUGGACAAUUUUUCGUUCGCACGUCUCACAGGAGUCAGCCGAGGUUGUCUCCCAGACCAUGAGGGAUGCGCAGGUGCAGUUCACUGCUCGAGAGUUCUCGAAGGAGCUGCUCAACCAGUUGCUGCAUGAUGAAGAAAUGACCAAGACUGUGGCGUCCUGGACUUUGCGGCUUCUAACCUCCAUACAGGAGGAGAUCGGAGCUCUCUUUGUCCACAUCCUGCAGCAGGAUCAGGUUGUGGAUGAAGUGAACCGACUGGCGGACAAGCUCGUAGCUUAUCUCUGCGCGAGCCAGACGAUCCAGGAGCGUGUCGGCGGUUUGUUGGUGGACGCCAUCAACCUCCAGUCCUCGCGGGAUGCCGCGGCUAUCUGGGCGUACGACUUGGUCAUGCGCGAGGAUGUUACCGAAGGCUUCCGAGACUUGGUGGUGGCAGCGCUGCAGAUGGAUGCUGUGGUGGAGGAGGCGCAGCAAUUGGCGGUGCAGGUGGUGAACAGAGUUCUUUCCGACGAAGGCACCAUUCUAGAGGCCAAAAAAGUGCUUCGCGAUGCCCUCGAAGACCAAGAGCUGCGCAAUUCUGCCAAGGAGUCGCUCUGGAGUAUCGUGAUCCCCUGGGGUUCCAGAUCAAGUCCCGACGAGGUGAAGCGUGCGGUGCGUUUGGCAGAGGAGCUCGCGUCCCUGCCCGCGCUCAACGACGACGAGCGGGCAAGUCUUCGGUCCUUGCAGAUGCGGCUGAGAGCCGAAGGAAGGAAGGGUUCCAAUUCCGCUUCGGAGGAGGCUAAGAAGGCGCAGCGGGCAGACAAAAGGACGGAUGCAGGAGACAAGCCGGAAGCCUCGGCACCUGUGCAGGCUCAGCCGGUCUCACCGGCCAAAGAAGCUGGGCAGGUGCGGCCGUUGGAAUUGACGACGCAGCAACUAAAAGCUUUAAAGGCACCGGAGCCUUCAGGUGAAGACUUGUCCUCCAAAGCUUCCAAGGAGGCGACGGAGAAAGUGGCCGAUAGCGUUUCAUCAUCUCCGUAUCCAGAGGAGGUACGGCAACAGGACGUGCGCAAAGCUGAAGACCAGCAGGCGCAGUGA